GGUGGACUUUUCAUGAGGAACACUGUUCAGGAGCACAGUGCAUUUCGGUUUGCUGUGCAGUUAUACAACACAAACCAAAAUACCACAGAAAAGCCCUUCCAUUUGAACUAUCAUGUAGAUCACUUGGACUCUUCCAACAGUUUUUCAGUGACGAAUGCUUUCUGUUCGCAGUUUUCCAGAGGAGUUUAUGCCAUCUUUGGAUUCUAUGAUCAGAUGUCAAUGAACACACUGACGUCAUUUUGUGGAGCGCUUCACACAUCCUUCAUCACACCCAGCUUCCCGACAGAUGCAGAUGUGCAGUUUGUCAUCCAGAUGCGGCCAGCAUUAAAAGGAGCCAUCUUGAGUCUCUUGACUCAUUAUAAGUGGGAAAAGUUUGUGUACCUCUAUGAUACAGAACGGGGAUUUUCCAUUCUUCAGGCAAUUAUGGAAGCAGCAGUACAAAACAACUGGCAAGUGACAGCCAGAUCAGUAGGAAGCAUAAAAGAUGUUCAAGAGUUCAGAAGAAUUAUAGAGGAGAUGGACAGACGGCAAGAAAAAAGAUACUUAAUUGACUGUGAAGUAGACAGAAUCAACACCAUUUUGGAACAGGUUGUAAUCCUCGGCAAACAUUCUAGAGGCUAUCACUACAUGUUAGCUAACCUGGGUUUCACAGACAUUGUUCUGGAGAGAGUAAUGCAUGGAGGUGCCAACGUUACUGGAUUCCAGAUUGUUAAUAAUGAAAACCCGAUAGUUCAACAGUUUCUACAGCGCUGGGUGAGGCUCGAUGAAAGGGAAUUCCCUGAAGCCAAAAACUCACCGUUAAAGUAUACGUCUGCACUGACCCAUGAUGCAGUCCUAGUCAUAGCAGAGGCUUUCCGUUAUCUCCGAAGACAGCGUGUGGAUGUCUCCAGGAGAGGUAGUGCUGGAGACUGCCUGGCUAACCCUGCAGUACCAUGGAGCCAAGGAAUUGACAUAGAAAGAGCACUGAAAAUGGUGCAAGUUCAAGGAAUGACGGGGAACAUCCAGUUUGACACCUAUGGGCGGAGAACAAAUUACACAAUUGAUGUGUAUGAAAUGAAAGCUGCUGGAUCACGAAAGGUUGGUUAUUGGAAUGAAUAUGAAAGAUUUGUGCCAGCAUUAGAUCAGCUGCCCUCUAAUGACACUUCAUCUGUGGAGAACAGAACUAUAGUAGUCACUACCAUCUUGGAAUCACCAUAUGUAAUGUAUAAGAAAAACCAUGAACAACUAGAAGGGAAUGAGAGAUAUGAAGGAUAUUGUGUAGACUUAGCUUCUGAAAUAGCAAAACAUGUUGGAAUAAAAUACAAACUGUCAAUUGUUGGAGAUGGGAAAUAUGGAGCUAGGGACCCUGAGACUAAGAUAUGGAAUGGCAUGGUGGGUGAACUGGUCUAUGGGAGAGCAGAUAUAGCUGUUGCCCCCCUCACCAUAACAUUGGUGCGAGAAGAAGUCAUAGACUUUUCCAAACCCUUUAUGAGCCUGGGCAUCUCCAUCAUGAUCAAGAAGCCUCAGAAAUCUAAACCGGGCGUAUUCUCUUUCCUGGAUCCUUUGGCUUAUGAAAUUUGGAUGUGUAUAGUCUUUGCUUACAUUGGCGUCAGCGUAGUUCUUUUCCUAGUCAGCAGAUUCAGUCCUUACGAAUGGCACUUGGAAGACAGCAGUGAAGAGCCACGAGACCCUCAGAAUCCUCCCGACCCUCCAAAUGAGUUUGGAAUAUUUAACAGCCUUUGGUUUUCCCUGGGUGCCUUUAUGCAGCAAGGAUGCGAUAUUUCUCCAAGAUCUCUCUCAGGGCGAAUUGUCGGAGGAGUCUGGUGGUUCUUCACUCUCAUCAUUAUCUCUUCCUACACUGCUAAUCUUGCUGCCUUCCUUACGGUGGAAAGGAUGGUUUCUCCCAUAGAGAGCGCAGAGGACCUGGCUAAACAAACCGAAAUAGCCUAUGGCACUUUGGAUUCAGGCUCAACCAAAGAAUUCUUUAGAAGGUCAAAAAUAGCCGUCUAUGAGAAGAUGUGGUCGUACAUGAAGUCAGCCGAGCCUUCCGUGUUCACCAAGACGACGGCGGAUGGGGUGGCGAGGGUGCGGAAGUCGAAGGGGAAGUUUGCCUUCCUGCUGGAGUCCACGAUGAAUGAGUACAUCGAGCAGCGCAAGCCCUGCGACACCAUGAAAGUUGGCGGCAACCUGGAUUCCAAGGGCUAUGGUGUAGCAACCCCCAAAGGCUCAGCAUUAAGAAAUGCUGUUAACCUGGCAGUAUUAAAACUGAAUGAGCAAGGCCUCUUGGACAAAUUGAAAAACAAAUGGUGGUACGACAAAGGAGAGUGCGGCAGCGGGGGAGGUGACUCCAAGAACUCCUGUAAACCUUGCAGUAUUGAAACUCAGUGAACAAGGCAUCUUAGACAAGCUGAAAAACAAAUGGUGGUACGAUAAGGGUGAAUGUGGAGCCAAGGACUCCGGAAGUAAGGACAAGACGAGCGCUCUGAGCCUGAGCAAUGUUGCUGGGGUUUUCUAUAUCCUUGUCGGAGGCCUCGGGCUGGCCAUGAUGGUGGCACUGAUCGAGUUCUGCUACAAGUCUCGGGCCGAGUCCAAGAGAAUGAAACUCACCAAGAACACGCAGAACUUCAAACCUGCCCCCGCCACCAACACCCAGAAUUAUGCUACCUACAGAGAAGGCUACAACGUGUACGGCACAGAAAGUGUGAAAAUCUAGGGAUCCUCCCCCUGACAGCACGCAAGAGGAGAAGCAGCAGAGAAUGUGGCUACUUCAUGGAUUCGGACCACCUGAGCCAGUUGUACUCUCUCCGAGGUGUCAGGCAUGACACGCGUUGAUGAUGGUGCAAUGUACUUUUAAUAGGAAAAACUGAUAUUUUUUUCCUUCAGUGCCUUAUGGAAGACUCUGAGACUCACAACAAUGCAAACCAUCACCGAAAUAUUCUUGCUUUGCUUGAAAGAAGAGAAAGAAAACCGAAGGAAAGGAAAAAGAGAAAAGGAAAGAAAA
Nestor notabilis (Kea) is the source of this 2980-nucleotide messenger RNA. It is a transcript of the gene GRIA3, whose product is annotated as glutamate receptor, ionotropic, AMPA 3. The transcript is spliced from 16 exons. The coding region runs from base 13 to 2367 and encodes 784 amino acids. Lineage: Eukaryota; Metazoa; Chordata; Aves; Psittaciformes; Psittacidae. The record is from RefSeq and is a predicted model, not a curated record. Gene Ontology annotation, cellular component: dendritic spine; AMPA glutamate receptor complex; postsynaptic membrane. Gene Ontology annotation, biological process: monoatomic ion transport; synaptic transmission, glutamatergic; modulation of chemical synaptic transmission. Gene Ontology annotation, molecular function: transmitter-gated monoatomic ion channel activity involved in regulation of postsynaptic membrane potential; AMPA glutamate receptor activity.